Messenger RNA from Eruca vesicaria subsp. sativa (arugula), 644 nucleotides. The record is from the annotation of a GenBank genome assembly. NCBI's taxonomy places the organism in Eukaryota, Viridiplantae, Streptophyta, Magnoliopsida, Brassicales, Brassicaceae.
CACCACCUCAACAGUAGCUAGGACUAGGAGCAGUAAUCAUCUCGCGUCACAAAGUCGAGAUGAAGGAAGCUAAACUAGAUUGAUCUUCUUUGUCCUUACAAGAAAAAAAUAGCCUGAGGAGAGGAAAGAACAAAAGCUGAUCUCUUGUCAGUGAUGAGAAACACAGAGCUCAUCUUCAUCCCAACACCAACCGUUGGUCAUCUCGUUCCGUUUCUUGAACUUGCGAGGCGUCUCAUUGACCAGGAUGAUCGGAUCUGUAUCACAGUCAUUGUGAUGAAGCUCCAAGGUCAGUCUCAUCUCAAUACCUAUGUUAACUCAAUCUGCUCGUCUCUGCCCUUUGUUAGAUUCAUUGAUGUCCCUGAGUUAGAAGAUAGACCAACACUUGGUAGUACUGAGUUUGCAGAAGCCUUCGUAUACGACUUUAGUAAGAAACAUCCCUCUGGUGAGAAACAUAGUUUUGAGUAUCUUAUCCUCUCCUGCAAUGGAUGGAGUUAAGGUUAAGGGAAUAGUUUCUGAUUUUUUCUGUCUCCCCAUGGAUGAUGUUGCAAGAGAUGUAACUCUUCCUUUCUAUGUAUUCUUGACUACAAGUUCCGGGUUCCUAGCAAUGAUGUAAAGAUUAUGGAAAGUGAUAAUAUUAUUAGAGC